UGUGACCAAACUCGCCACAAUUGACAGCAUUUUUGCAAACGGAAAUAAAAUGGCCACAUACGCCGCAUUCAAGCACGUCGAGCUGUACAAUGUUGGAAACACGAAGAAAAGAGUUCUGAAACCGCCGGGCGGUGGCAGCAGCGAUCUUUUCGGCCCGGAACAACUGGCCUCCAACACGCCGCGCACCAUGAGCAAGAACCGCAUGCAGUCGAACAUCUUCGCGGCCUCGGCGGAAGCCGCCCACAAGAAUGUCUUUCGACAAGGAGCACACCGAUACUAUUUUCUUGGAUCGGAAACUCCUCGCCGUGGCGGAACUGGACAGGACUCGCACAAUCGCCUGUUCGGUGAGCUGAACCGUCCGUUCACUCCGGCCAAAAACCACAUGAAGAGCAACCUUCCGAUCGGCAACGGGCAGGACCACGCCGAUGGAGCCAAGCACCAGAAUGGCAAGUCGAACGGAGUGGCCCAUCACAAUGGCAACGGAACAGCGAACGGACACCACACCAACGGGCACAGCAAUGGCAACGGACACAUCUCAUCGGCUUCCUCGGACAAUGGAUCUAGCCACAUCUUCCUGAGGAGAUUAAGUAACGAAGAAGACGUGUCUCCGGAUUCAGCCUACUCGUCCUCGCAAUCACAUCCUCCGGCCGGACCCGGAGGCAUAUGGGCACCAUUCGAUGCAAACGGUGCUGGAUUGGUCAGCCUGACUGGUGCUCCUCUCUCGCCGAGACGCCAGCAGAUGCAAUUCUACCCGAGCGGCGAAGCGCUGAAUCCGACGUACGCGUCCAACAUUAAUCUCUGCAUCAGUGAUGACAUCAUCAUCAGCGUGACCGAACAUGACGAUGCUGUGGAACCGCUGACCGUCUUUAACACCGGCAAAGCAUCGCCGAGGUCACCACGCUCACCACGGUUUGCGCAAAGGAACCCGGUUACCGGCAACGGAGUCGAAGACUACGCCGACAAACCACGGAAGCUCAGCUCGAGGCGUGGAGCAGGAGACGGCAACCCGGUAACCGGCGAAGGAUACAGCAAAUCGAACGGUGCAGCAGAAAUCAACACGACGGUUCCGUCGCUGAACGCAGGAGGCCAUGUUAUCAAUAAGAAUCGCAUUCCGCCCGGAGGAUUCUCGUCCGGCCUUUGGUAAACGGUUUGUUGUACGGUUUGCGGUGAAAACCGGAUACGAUUGUCUAGCAACAGUCCCCGCCCUGCAUACAUACACACAUACGCACUCAACAUUAACAUCCUAUGAUGCCGUCGAAAGCAAUGGUUCGUCAACAGUGGACCGUCCGCCGGAGCAGCGGAACAUCAAAUAGAUUGGUAUAGCAAUGGUAAUAAACAUAAAAACACAUAUAUUCGACCUCCAUCAACAAUUCGUCCUCGUGGAAGUUUAAGCGAAGCAGUAUGCAGGUUUUCACACGCAACCAUCCAAUAACGGAAGCAGCAGAACGAUAUGAUUACACCAUAAACUGAACGAGCAAUCGCGCGAUCACGCGAAAUGGUUCCGAAUACGAGUUUGUGUCGCAAGGAACAAAACGGUCGAUCCCGCGAACUAAGUAAGGAUACUGUACAAUGAUGAUGAUGGUACACAUUUUCUGGUUGAAAAUGAAUGAACCCGAGGGUGAAGAUUUGUAGAAAUCAUUAAAACAGCUAGGAACCGACAGAGAAAGAGGAAGAGGUAAAGGGAGAGAGGUCAUCAGAUGAGGGAAAAGUUAUUCAGGAAAUCAGCAAAAUCAAAACCAACUAAGCCGCGAUCGCAUCAUAAACCGAAAGGAACAGACAAACUGGGCAAGAUGCGACAUGUAUAAAAGAAAAACAAAAAAUGUUGAGCAUCGUUCUGUUAGUAGCGUGAUCACAGCAAAAGAAAAGAAAAACGAGAUUUCCGUGUUAAAAUGAAAAGUGUGGGAAUGAGAUGUGGAACGGUGAAACUAAUAUGGCACUAUAUCCAUACCGAUAUAAAUUCUUUGUAUUAACGAAUCUAUAAUAAUCACAAACGAGUGGAUUGACGUUGAUUUAGCAAAACGUCGCAAUGCCCAAGGGAAAGUGUGUGUGUGCAAGAAAGAGACAGAGAAAAAGAGAAGGAAAGUUUAAAAAGAUUCAUACUGAUGCAAUCGCGAAAGACAACAUGAAAGCUAUCAGAGUGGAAAAUGAAAUUUAUACACACAUACAAAAACAUAUAUAUCAGCGCCAUGUGAGAAUUAGCUACUGUGGAUCACAUUGCGUCGUUAGGAAACAAGUGUACACGGUCGGAUAAAUUCAAAUUCAAUAUUAAAGGAAAUAUUGCAAUAAGAAAGCGGAUAGAAAUGGAUCGCAAGAAUUCGAGGACAUACUAAACGUAUGUAAAACCAAAUUGUUGUUGAUUCCCGAACGAAGGAAGGCAAACUGUAGAGCAAUGUUUUCGGUUCCAAAUUGUAGAUUUAGCUCCAAUCAUAAUCUCCUUAAGCAAAAGCGAUAUUGGCCUUACCUCACGGAGGAGUUCGUUUAUGACUUCCAACAAAAGUACUGCUUUGGGUAUAUUUUUCAGUUUUUUGUUGUUGACAAACAAAACACAUAGUUCACAUUUGCAGAAGGUGUAUAGAUUCUGGAUACAUCUACGAGUGGCUUGGUUCCCUCUCAUAACUUUGCAUAAUCACGUGCGCGCGCUGGUAGACGAUGUGCGAGUUUGAUGGAUUUAAUUUCCCUAGAAUCGGUCUGCCGUGCGCCACGUGUGAUCCAUCCACUGGUGGUGCAGUUUCAUUCGAUUAUAUUUCCGCUUGCUAUUAUAAUUUUUAUAAAAUUAUCAGCUACAUAAAACGAAUGGAAUAGGAAAGGAACAUGCGAAAGCGAAAGGAUCGAUCAAUGUGCGAUCGAUGGUGCGAUUCCAACAGGGAUGCUUGAAAUUAUUGCAUAAAUCAUUUAGAGAGCGAUCAAGAAGACGUGUUUGUUUGUGUAAUAUCUGUGUCUUUCCAUUUUUUGUCGUACAAUUUAUGUUUCUUCCUCCCUACCUGGGUGUUUCAUGCACAUUUAACGAUAACUUCCAACGUUCUUAUUGCAUUUAUACAUUGCAAAGUAGUUUUGUCCGUUUGAGCGGUUCGAGCGCACUCCCGUCUACCGCCGAUGAACGCCGCGAAGUUCGAAAGGGUAAAGGCACCGGGAACCUGUUUGAUUUGUGCCUAAACCAACGGACUCCAACCAACCAACCACACACACGAAUUCACCAUAUAAACGAAUGUAUCUCCUAAACAUAACGGAAUGAAUUAUUUUUUCUCUUUUGUAAUAAUACAUUUUAAUUUA
Molecule: messenger RNA, 3270 nt
Organism: Anopheles nili
Lineage: Eukaryota; Metazoa; Arthropoda; Insecta; Diptera; Culicidae
Gene: Jupiter
Product: microtubule-associated protein Jupiter
Exons: 8
Coding region: 50-1144 (364 amino acids)
Cellular component (GO): nucleus
Source: RefSeq, a predicted model, not a curated record